UGACGAAACCGAGAUUCAGAGAGGUUCAGACACUUUCCCGAGGUCACACAGCUAGUCUAACCUCCUGUCCCUCCUGCUCUCUUUGGGCACCAUGGCUCCCGGCCCCUUGUCCACGGUGCUCUUCUCGCCACCUCCGACUGCCCUGUCUUUUCUGUUGUUACUCUGGGCCGGGGCAUCUCGUAGCCAGCCUUGUCCAGGCCGCUGCAUUUGCCAGAAUGUGGCACCUACACUGACCAUGCUGUGUGCCAAGACCGGCUUGCUCUUCGUGCCACCGGCCAUUGACCGGCGCGUGGUGGAGUUACGACUUACUGACAACUUCAUCGCGGCCGUCCGGCGCCGGGAUUUCGCCAACAUGACCAGCCUGGUGCAUCUCACCCUGUCCCGCAACACCAUCGGCCAAGUGGCGGCCGGCGCCUUCGCCGAUCUCCGCGCCCUGCGUGCCCUGCACCUGGACAGCAACCGUCUGGCUGAGGUGCGGGGUGACCAGCUGCGGGGCUUGGGUAAUCUUCGCCACCUGAUCCUGGGCAAUAACCAGAUCCGCAAGGUCGAGUCGGCCGCGUUCGACGCCUUCCUGUCCACCGUGGAAGACCUCGAUCUGUCUUACAACAACCUGGAGGCCCUGCCCUGGGAGGCCGUGGGCCAGAUGGUCAACUUGAACACACUCACGCUGGACCACAACCUCAUCGAUCACAUCGCCGAGGGAACCUUCGUGCAGCUGCACAAGCUGGUGCGCCUGGACAUGACCUCCAAUCGCCUCCACAAACUCCCUCCCGAUGGCUUGUUCCUGAGGUCCCAGGGCAGCGGGCCCAAGCCCCCCACGCCGCUGACCGUCAGCUUCGGGGGGAACCCGCUGCACUGCAAUUGCGAACUGCUCUGGUUGAGACGGCUGACCCGCGAGGAUGAUCUAGAAACUUGUGCCACCCCCGAGCACCUUACCGAUCGCUACUUCUGGUCCAUCCCCGAGGAGGAAUUCCUCUGCGAACCGCCGUUAAUCACCCGCCAAGCUGGGGGCCGCGCCCUGGUGGUUGAGGGCCAGGCGGUCAGUUUACGUUGCCGGGCCGUGGGUGACCCUGAGCCCGUGGUACAUUGGGUGGCACCCGAUGGGAGAUUGCUGGGGAAUUCCAGCCGGACUCGGGUGCGAGGGGAUGGGACCCUGGACGUGACCAUCACCACGUUAAGAGACAGUGGCAUCUUCACCUGCAUCGCCUCCAAUGCGGCCGGGGAAGCCACGGCACCCGUGGAGGUCUGCGUGGUACCUUUGCCCUUGAUGGCGCCUCCACCAGCUGCCCCACCGCCUCUCACCGAGCCGGGCUCCUCUGACAUCGCCACGCCCGGCAGACCCGGGGCCAAUGAGUCAGCUUCCGAGCGCAGGCUGGUGGCAGCCGAGCUCACCUCAAGCUCUGUGCUCAUCCGCUGGCCAGCCCAGAGGCCAGUGCCCGGUAUCCGCAUGUACCAGGUCCAGUACAACAGCUCGGCCGAUGACUCUCUUGUGUACAGGAUGAUCCCAUCCACCAGCCAGACCUUCCUGGUGAACGAUCUGGCAGCGGGCCGGGCUUACGAUUUGUGCGUGCUGGCGGUCUACGACGACGGCGCCACGGCUCUACCCGCCACGAGAGUCGUGGGGUGUGUGCAGUUCACGACGGCGGGGGAUCCUGCACCGUGUCGCCCCCUGAGGGCCCAUUUCCUGGGUGGCACCAUGAUCAUCGCCAUUGGGGGCGUCAUCGUCGCCUCGGUCCUGGUUUUCAUCGUUUUGCUCAUGAUUCGCUACAAAGUAUACGGCGAUGGAGACAGUCGCCGCGCUAAGGGCGCGUCCCGCUCACCCCCGAGGGUCAGCCACGUGUGUUCGCAGACUAACGGUGGUGCAGGCACCCAGCAGGCCCCGGCCCCGACCGCACAAGACCGCUACGAGGCACUGAGGGAGGUGGCCACCCCGGCUGCUGCGGUGGCCAUCGAGGCCAAGGCCACCACCACCACCGCGGCUGAGGCAGCUUCCAUGGAGAAGGAGACGAUCCUAGGACGCUCUCUGGGCGGCUCGGCCACCUCCCUGUGCCUGCUGCCAUCCGAGGAAACUUCCGGGGAGGAGUCUCGGGCUUUGGCAGGUCCUCGGAGGAGCCGUUCAGGGGCCCUGGGGCCACCAGCUUCUGCGCCCCCGAUUCUAGCUUUGGUUCCUGGAGGGGCUCCAGCCCGAUCAAGGCCGCAACAGCGUUAUUCCUUCGAUGGGGACUACGGGGCGUUAUUUCAGAGCCACAGUUACCCGCGCCGCGCCCGGCGGACAAAGCGCCACCGCUCCACGCCACACCUGGACGGGGCCGGCGGGGGCGCGGCCGGGGAGGACGGAGACCUGGGGCUGGCCUCCGCCAGGGCGCGCCUGGCUUUUACCAGCACCGAAUGGAUGCUGGAGAGUACCGUGUGA
Molecule: messenger RNA, 2413 nt
Organism: Dipodomys ordii (Ord's kangaroo rat)
Lineage: Eukaryota; Metazoa; Chordata; Mammalia; Rodentia; Heteromyidae
Gene: Lrfn1
Product: leucine rich repeat and fibronectin type III domain containing 1
Exons: 3
Coding region: 92-2413 (773 amino acids)
Molecular function (GO): protein binding
Source: RefSeq, a predicted model, not a curated record